Molecule: messenger RNA, 1318 nt
Organism: Anopheles maculipalpis
Lineage: Eukaryota; Metazoa; Arthropoda; Insecta; Diptera; Culicidae
Gene: SamDC
Product: S-adenosylmethionine decarboxylase proenzyme
Exons: 7
Coding region: 16-1197 (393 amino acids)
Biological process (GO): spermidine biosynthetic process; spermine biosynthetic process
Cellular component (GO): cytosol
Molecular function (GO): adenosylmethionine decarboxylase activity
Source: RefSeq, a predicted model, not a curated record
GAAGUGAACAGCAGAAUGGCGGAGUCGGAGGAUUUAAGUAGUAACAGUAGUAAUAGCAGUAGUAGGGAGGACAUGCACUUCUUCGAAGGCGUGGAAAAGCUGCUGGAGAUCUGGUUCAAACCGAAUCCAGCGCACAAGAAUGCCGAUCUGCGAAAGAUUCCCAGACCGAUGUGGGAGGCAAUGCUGAAAACGGUACGCUGUGAAAUAAUCAGCUUCACCAGGAACGACCAGAUUGAUGCUUAUGUGCUAAGCGAAAGCAGCAUGUUUGUAUCGAAGCGUCGUUGGAUUCUGAAGACUUGCGGUAGCACCACACCGUUGCAGUGCUUCAAACCGUUGAUGCGCAUGGCCAACGAGAUCGCCGGUUAUGCCGCGAUUGACGAUCUGUUUUACUCGCGCAAGAACUACAAACGUCCCGAGUUGCAGGUAUCACCGCAUCGUGGAUUUGACGAGGAGGUCGCUUUCCUCGAUCAGUUCUUCGAUGAUGGGCGCGCAUACAGUUUGGGUGCGAUCAAUCGCGAUUGCUGGCAUCUUUACACGCUGAGCCGCGGGGGAGGGGGCUCCAAAAUUCGCAAACGCAACAACCAUCUGCAUCAGCUGAUGGACGAUGAACUGAUACUUGUGCAGGAGGAGGAGGAAGAGCGAGAUGAGCAACAGUUUGACGAGCUCAUUGCCCCGUCUAUGCAGCCAGAUCCGGAUCAAACGAUCGAGAUCCUGAUGACGGAGCUUGACCCGAGCGUGAUGGACAUCUUCACCAAGCAUGUCUGCAGCUCAGCCAAAGAGGCUACCCAGAAAUCGGGAAUUGAUCGUCUUCUGCCGGGUAUGGUCAUCGAUGACUAUCUGUUUGAUCCGUGCGGUUACUCCAUGAACGGCAUCGCUAAGAAUUGUGGAAAGAAAUACAAAGAGGGAUGUUACAUGACCAUCCACAUCACGCCGGAACGUGAGUUUUCCUACGUUAGCUUCGAGAGCAAUGUGGCGUCAUCGGAUUACGGCGAGCUCAUCAAACGCGUCAUCCGCACGUUCCAGCCGAACAAGUUCAUCGUAACCGUGUUUGCGAACAAGACAUCGAUCGCGGCGAAUGCAAACCGCGAGAUCGAAAAUUUGGGCAACAUAGAUCUGUGGAAGCGUCGUGACAUUCAAUAUUCGCGUUUCGCCAGCUACGACCUUACGUACGCCCAAUACUGCAAAUACCCUAGCUGAGGUUUACCGUGCCUAGCUCCACCGCCGGCCGGGGCUAACAUUCCUUCCCCCCUUUCCUUUCCUUCCUCUUCCGCCGUCCUCCCAUCGUCUGAUGCGUUCUCUGACGAUGGUCCUGUCCAAA